Pneumocystis jirovecii RU7 is the source of this 1227-nucleotide messenger RNA. RefSeq lists its product as uncharacterized. The transcript has 2 exons. The coding region runs from base 1 to 1227 and encodes 408 amino acids. NCBI's taxonomy places the organism in Eukaryota, Fungi, Ascomycota, Pneumocystomycetes, Pneumocystales, Pneumocystaceae. The record is from RefSeq and is a predicted model, not a curated record.
AUGAGAGUCUUUAUAUAUGGGAUUUUUAUUGCAUUUACAAAUGCUUUGUCAGAAAAUAGUAGAAUUUCAGAUUCUGCAAGUCAAAAUUUAAAUAUUUUAGAUAAUGAAGAAAAAUUAAUAUUUAACCAUGUAUAUCCAUAUAAGUCAUUUGAGAAACGGAGUAAUUUUAUGAGUUUUGAUGAGUAUAUUAAUAAACAAUUAAAUGAAAUUCAAAAUUUCUUACAUAAAAUUAAUCUCGAAAAUCAUGAUUUAUCUCAAGGAAAUUAUCUUACUUCAGAAGAUUACGGAUUGCUGGCAGUAAUAAUUGCAACAUAUUUUAAUCGUAAAUAUACUGUAAUUGAAUGUGUAAAUAUUUUGACUCAAUUUUGUCAACAUAUAAAUUCUAUACCAAAAAAUGAUAAUCGCUUAACGAGUUUAUCUUUUGCAUGUAAUAAUCCAACAGAAACAUGUAAAAAAACGAUACAUUUUUUUGAUGAAAUGUGUAGAGAACUUGAAGAAUUCUUAGAAAAAACAAGCGAAUUUACAAAUUAUGUAUGUCAAAAAGAAAAUCUGGUAUGUAAAUACUUAGGGAAAACAUGCGGAAAUAAGCUUACAACUAUUUGUGAAAGACUGGGAACUCAUUGUGAAAAACCAAAUGAAACAGGACAUAAGACAAUUUCUACAACACAGAGUGAAUAUAUUAGUUUUGAAAAUACUCAUACUAUAAUUCUUGAUGAAACAAUUUACAUAACAGAAACAGUUUAUUCUACUCACACAAACGUAGUAUUAAAAACAGUUGAUUGCAAUUCAAAAGAUACUGAAGAUUGUACUUGUACACUGAAUAUGGCUAUUUGUCCAAUACCGACAUUUACUUUAGAACCAACAAAAUCCAGGAGCAAAUCAAAGCCGACUUCAACAACUAGCUUAAAACCAACUGAAUCCAAAAACAACCCAAAACCAAGUCCAACGUCUAGCUUAGAAACAACAGAAUCUAAAGACAAAUUAAAACCAAGUCUUACAAAAACACCUGAUAAAAAUAUAUCAGUUACAAAUGAUAAAGAAUGUGAAAUAACAACUACAAUGAUAAUAAAAAAUAAAUUUAGUGAAACUAUUACAAUGACUGUAACAGUAUCAAAAAUACCAAAAACCACAGAUAACGCUCAAAUAGAAAAGAGUCGUGGGGUUCGAAUAGAAUUUCAAAAAGUAUUGGUAUUUCUUUUAAUUAUAAGAGUGAUUGCAACAAUGUAA